Messenger RNA from Rana temporaria (common frog), 2005 nucleotides. RefSeq names its product Rho GDP dissociation inhibitor alpha (gene ARHGDIA). The transcript has 6 exons. The record is from RefSeq and is a predicted model, not a curated record. Gene Ontology annotation, molecular function: protein binding; Rho GDP-dissociation inhibitor activity. Gene Ontology annotation, biological process: Rho protein signal transduction. NCBI's taxonomy places the organism in Eukaryota, Metazoa, Chordata, Amphibia, Anura, Ranidae. The coding region runs from base 127 to 741 and encodes 204 amino acids. Gene Ontology annotation, cellular component: cytoplasm; membrane; cytosol.
ACGCACAUCCCGGAAAAGCAGAGGAGCGCGCACGGCGGGGCGUGUACGGCUUUCAUUCGCCAUUCCUGAGGGUGGGAGCUGUAAGAGCGGGGAACCGAACCGGCACCGGGUGCCCACUCUUGAACCAUGGCUGAACACGAACCCACCUCAGAGCAGCUUGCACAGAUCGCAGCCGAAAACGAAGAGGAUGAACACUCCGUCAACUACAAGGCUCCAGCUCCGAAGUCCAUCGAUGAGAUUCAGGCCAUGGACCAGGAUGAUGAGAGUCUUCGGAAGUACAAAGAGGCUCUUCUGGGCGCCCUUCCCGCUACAGUGGAUCCCGAAGCUCCAAAUGUGGUUGUGACCAAACUGACCUUGGUGUGUGCGGAGGCUCCUGGACCACUUGAGCUGGAUCUGCAAGGGGAUUUGGAGAAGUUCAAGAAAGAAACAUUUUAUCUUAAAGAAGGAGUUGAGUACAAAAUCAAAAUUAGUUUUAAGGUGCACAAGGAGAUCGUUUCCGGGCUGAAAUAUCAGCAGCAGACAUGCAGGAAAGGUGUAAAGGUGGAUAAGUCAAACUACAUGGUCGGAAGUUACGGACCUCGCGCGGAGGAAUACGAAUUCCUCACCCCCAUCGAAGAAGCCCCAAAGGGCAUGUUGGCCAGAGGCUGUUACAACAUGAAGUCGCUUUUCACUGACGAUGACAAAACCAAGCAUCUCUCCUGGGAAUGGAACCUGACCAUCAGCAAGGAAUGGAAGAAAUAGGCCUGCCCAGGGAUGCCCUCCAAAGGCUCACAAUACCCCCUAGUUCCUCCGACUCUCCGAGAAGUGCUGCUGGAUUGUGUUCCAACUCCGUACCCACAUGGUGUCUCCUCCUCCACACCGCUCUGCCCCAUAGAGUCCAUCCCAAACCCCCAUCCCCCCACCGAAAAAAAAAAAAAAAAAGCCAAGUGGGAUUGACAUUUCUGCCUCAUGUGGACACCUGUUUGCCUUGCCCUUCCUGUGUUUUACGUCUAGUGUUGGAUGACUGGGAUGUGUUCACUGCUUAAAUUAUUGUGCCAAGUUCUAGAUCUUGGCCUUAUCAGCAGCAAGUUUUACACUGGGAGUUCAGAAUCAAGGAAUCUUUCGCUCUAUCCUCUCUUCUCCAGUGUGUCCCAGCCCAUAACCGCCUUAUAAUUAUUUGCUGCCUUUUUUUUUUUUUUCUUUUUAAUUUUCGUAGCCAUGUUGCCUUAAAAUGAUUUUUUGCAUUUUGUUGUAGUAGGAGCGAUCUUUUCUGCUCCAUGUUGUGCCUCGCUAUUUUCAAGUCUGCCUACGGCACUGCACCGUCCCAGCCUCGGACGCGAUGGCACGUGCACGUUUGUAAGCUGCUCUCGUCCCGUAUUUUUAGCUGCGACCCAGGUCGCUAAUAUAGGCACUUAUCAAUCAAUUUCUGAAGAUUUCAUUUUUAUUAUACUUUUUUUUUUUUUUUUAAAUAAAGGAAAAUCAGGAAUUGAAAUUCAAGAUUGCAUAGGACCAAACAGCUGCUUGGUGUCUGUAUCGUGGGCCACAAGGGUAUUAUAACACGUGCUCAGUGGUGAACGGGGGGUGUAUUAUGUGAUGUGCCAGCAUAGUAUUUGAUCACAUCAUUGCCUGUACUCAGCCUGCCUCACCUUUUACACUUUGCUCGUGUGUUUAUUCAGACCAGAUUUGUGCAGUUGCUUGUAUAAAGAGCACCAUUCUAAUGCUAGUACUGACAAAUGAAUGUGGGGGUCGUAGCUAAGACAAGGCUGCUUUUACAUCUUGGGGUGGGAGAACUGUAACCGUGUCCUUUUUUUGGGGAAUAGCCCUUAUUUAUUGCCUUUUCACACAACGUACUUAUUUUGUGGUCCAUGAUUUAAAGUAUUAACUAAAGGCAAAACAUUUUUAUUGGCUUUAGAUAGUGGGUGAGGGGUUAAAACCUCUGUCAUGUGUUUGUUUGUCUGUGUCUAUUAGGAAAAUGUACUCUCUUGUACUGAUCACCAAUAUCAAGUAAGGGGGGGAGUUAAAAAAA